GUUGGCCGAUUGCAAUUGCUUACCCUUGGAGGUUUGCACCUGCAGCGAAAAAGAGAUGUGGCUGAUGCACGACGCUAGCGAAUUCAGUCGCCACACAGACUUGCUGUGUCGUCAUCGUCGAAGAGUCACUCUCCAGUCAAUACCAAAGAGGUUACGCCUGUACAGCCCACGGGGUACCUGAUGACUCCGGCGUCAGCACUGAAUGUUUACAAAUUGGAAAGUCUGGAGCGCGGUACAUAUGUAGCACCACAAGCAACAACACACUAACGAACAUGGCGACGCUCAGUACGUUGCCCAAUGAGAUUAUCUCAAUAAUCACCAGCCAUUUCGAUCGGCCCAGAGAUCUGCUCCACCUGGCUUUGACAAGUCGCCGACUAUCAGAGUUUGCGAGGUUGGAUGGAUGGAAGGCUCUGCUCAAGGGACGCUUCCGUCUCAAUGGAUUAGACACAGAUGCCCAGAACUCAGUACACGGCUUGACCACCCUCUACCGGAACUGGGAUCGGAAAGGUUUCGUCGCCAGAUACGUGGAACCCAGUAUCGAGACUACAAGUCUAAAUACCUGGGAACCAGCACGAUGGAGAGGACCUCGCGGGCAGACCAUGGGUUACCAGCCUAGCAUUGACAGCUACGAAGAGACCUUGGGGUCGUGGGCUAAGAGAAGGGAGGUUUUGGCGUGGUCCGCUGGCACGCAAAUUGUCAUGAGAGUGAAAGAGACGGGAUCAAGAAACAAAGAUGAUCUCACGGACAACACGAGAACCCUCGACUCUUUUGGGCAUUCGAAUUCGUGGUACACCUACAAGGUCCCAGACAGCAGCGAAGGGAGAGACGAUAUCACAAGCCUGCGACUCCUUCGACCGCAUCAGAAAGAGCAAGGCUUCGAGACAAUGGUUUUUGGUACAGCUUCUGGUCAACUUGCACGACUCGACGUCGAUCCACAGCAGUCCCAAACCAUCGAGCAAUGCUUUAACACCCUUGAUCGAGCUGUUGGUGCUCUUACUGUAUCCUCUUCUAGCACACCUCUGCUGGCGGCGACUCUUGGAGACACGUCGUUGUCACUCUUUCCUUUGGACUGCGAUGUAUCUGAGAAGCCGAUCGAAGCAGUAUCAGAUGUGACACCAACCAUACAAGGAGCUCGAACUGGCCGCAUCUGGUCUUGUCAAUUCCUGUCAGAACACAAAGUCGCUAUUGGCAUUGGACCAACCAGUGAGCCAAUACAAGUUUACAGGAUCACACCAGACGGCUUCUUGUCCGAUCCAUACCGAUCUUUCACACUAGGCACAGCCCGGAGCUCACAAACUUCCAUCUAUCCAAUCCUACCAGUCUCAGAUCGCACACAAGGCGGUUCACAAGCCGGCAACGUCUUUCUAUCAGGCGGGUACGACGGCAUCGUCAGACUCCACGACCUACGCUCUCCUCGCGACGUCGAGAAUCUAUACUGGGAUCCCAUAAACGACUCCUCUAUCUACUCACUCGCAACACAAGGCCUCGAACGAGUCAUAGUUGGCAUCUCAAUGCACAGCAUGCUCAAAGUCUUCGACCUGCGUCUGUCAGGCUCACACGCCUACCACAGCAUCUCUCUCCCCUCUCAGCCGAGAUCAAAACCUCGAGGCCGAGACUAUGCCUCAAAUGCCAUUGUCAAAGCAUCAAAGGACAUCACAUCCGCUAUCUGCGGCGGCUGGAAUCUAUAUUUGAACCCGCGCAACCCACCAAAACGCGAAGCCUACCGGGAAGACUACUGGCGCGGCCGUGAAGACUCGCCUGUGUACAGUCUUUCCAUUCCAUCAGCCACAAGUCCGAGCUUGUAUGCCGGCCUCGAAGGCUUAAUCCAAAACCUCACAUUCCACGGCAUCGCCGACCCAUAUCCGGAUAUUUUGCUUUCACAAUCUGUAACACACUUCGCAGGUGGUGGUGCGUUUGAUGUAGGAUCAUCAUACAAUCCUAGAGGGGACGCUCUGAAUUUGGGCAUGUAUGAGCAGGGCAACGAAGAGGGAUUGGGUAUGCAGCUUCUUGUGCAAGACGAUGUUACUACCGAAGUAGCACAUAAUGGUCUGAGGCGGGAGGAUGUAAAAUACGGAGGUCUUGAUGAGCGAUGGAAAGAUCUUAGAGACGAGAAGGACCGAUGGACAAGAGGUGUGCCUCAAGGCCCAAGACAGGGUAACAGAGGCGGAAGGGGUGGUAGAAGUAGAGGCAGAGGUCGCGGCCGUGGUCGCGGUGCUUAGAUCCCCUACCCCCUGCCAACUUCGUUCAAGGGCAGCACUAACUGGAGGAGCGUUUUGCUGACUCAGCGGGCCCUAUCUCAUGUAGCAAAAAAGGCGGAUUCAAGCUCGGAUUAAUGGGAGGUACUCAGUACUAUUCUGUAAGCCAUCUGCAAUCUGAUACCCCUUUUUAGGACUACGGCGCUUGCUGUGUGCCCUGUAC
Molecule: messenger RNA, 2418 nt
Organism: Macroventuria anomochaeta
Lineage: Eukaryota; Fungi; Ascomycota; Dothideomycetes; Pleosporales; Didymellaceae
Exons: 1
Coding region: 273-2219 (648 amino acids)
Molecular function (GO): protein binding
Source: RefSeq, a predicted model, not a curated record